Theobroma umbraticum is the source of this 3002-nucleotide messenger RNA. RefSeq names its product linoleate 13S-lipoxygenase 2-1, chloroplastic-like. Lineage: Eukaryota; Viridiplantae; Streptophyta; Magnoliopsida; Malvales; Malvaceae. The record is from RefSeq and is a predicted model, not a curated record. Gene Ontology annotation, molecular function: oxidoreductase activity, acting on single donors with incorporation of molecular oxygen, incorporation of two atoms of oxygen; protein binding; metal ion binding. Gene Ontology annotation, biological process: lipid oxidation.
CUUGUCUUUCUUCAUCUUCUUUCUCCUUUGUUUCCCUGCCUCCCUUGCCCUUUAUAUGUAAUAGGUCAGUGCCUGAGCUUUACGGAGCCAAGAGACCCUGAUAUCUUGUGUAACCCAAAAGUCCAAACAAAUGUUGAAGCCACUGAUUCAUCCAUCCCAACCCAUCCAAAUCCUACUUCCAUUGCACAAGCCAUUUUUCCAUGGCGCUGGCCCCAUUUCUCUUUCUGUCAAAGCGAGGUCUUUAAUGAACAAAACACGCAAAAAUGUUAAAGUUGGGUUUGUUCCCAGUAACAUCAAAGCUGUAACAAAUACUACUAAGAAGGCUGUUGGGUAUAAGGCUGUUGUCACAGUAAAAGAAACUGUUAGUAGUUUCCUCAAAACCAUUGGGUUAGAACGAGGGCUCGAUGAUAUCAAAGAUUUGCUUGGCAAAACACUGCUCUUGGAGCUUGUUAGUGCUGAGCUUGAUCCUAAGACGGGGUUAGAGAAGGCCAGAAUUAAAGGGUAUGCACACCGGAUGAGCAAGGAUGGUCAGCUUGUUAAGUAUGAGGCAGUCUUUGAAUUACCGGCAGAUUUUGGUGAGAUUGGUGCUGUUCUUGUUGAGAAUGAACAUCACAAGGAGAUGUUUCUUGAGAACAUAGUCAUUGACGGUUUUCCAAAUGGCCCUCUCGAUGUCAAUUGUAAUUCUUGGGUUCACUCAAAGUAUGACAAUCCUCGGAAGGGAGUCUUCUUUACCAACAAGUCGUAUUUACCGUCAGAGACACCAAAAGGAUUAAGGAAACUGAGAGAAGAAGAGCUUGUGAAUUUACAAGGCAAUGGUCAAGGAGAACUCAAAUCCUUUGAAAGGGUUUACGAUUAUGACGUUUACAAUGACCUUGGUGAUGUUGAUACUGCUCCAAGUAAGAAAAGAUCCGUACUCGGUGGGAAAGAGUUCCCAUACCCUCGGCGUUGCAGAACGGGUCGUUCACGUUGUGAUACAGAUCCGCGUUACGAGAAAUGGCAAGCCAAUUUCUACGUGCCUAGGGACGAAGCAUUCUCAGAGGUGAAGCAGCUAUCCUUCGCCACAAAUUUCAUAUACUCAAUGUUGCAGGUGGUAAUCCCAUCGCUAGAAGCUACAAUCCUCGACCCUGAUCUUGGAUUUCCUGACUUCAACACUAUAGACCAAUUGUUCACUGAGGGGCUUAACUUGCCAGCCCUUGAUAAAAAAGAGUUAUGGAAAUCAGUCUUGCCCAGGCUUAUCAAGACUAUAUCUGAGGAAACUCAUAGUAUUUUGCGCUUUGAGACCCCUGAAACAUUGAACAGAGACAAAUUUUUUUGGUUGAGGGAUGAGGAAUUCGCUCGCCAAACUCUUGCUGGUCUUAAUCCAUUUAGCAUAAAGCUAGUCACGGAAUGGCCAUUGAAGAGCAAACUCGACCCUAAUAUUUAUGGUCCUGCGGAAUCAGCCAUCACGACAGACCUAAUUGAGCGAGAAAUCAACGAUGUCAUGACAGUCCAUAAGGCAAUAACGCAAAAGAAAUUAUUCAUCCUUGAUUACCAUGACCUCUUCUUACCAUAUGUCAAGAAAGUUAGAGACCUUAAAGGCAGAACACUUUAUGGAUCACGUACGAUAUUUUUCUUGAACCCAGAUGAGACAUUGAGGCCUAUAGCCAUCGAGCUGACUCGUCCACCAAUGGAUGGGAAACCGCAGUGGAAGGAGGUAUACACGCCUAGUUUUCAUUCCACAGGAGACUGGCUUUGGAAACUUGCAAAAACUCAUGCUCUUUCUCACGACUCAGUCUAUCACCAGCUUGUUAGUCACUGGUUGAGAACUCACGCUUGUGGUGAGCCUUAUAUCAUCGCAACUAAUCGACAACUCAGUAUGAUGCAUCCAAUUUAUAGAUUACUACAUCCUCAUCUCCGCUACACGAUGGAGAUCAAUGCAUUGGCCAGAGAAUCAUUAAUAUGUGCUGAUGGGCCAAUUGAGAAAAUAUUCACCCUUGGCAAGUAUUAUCUAGAGGUUGGCUCUGUCUUUUAUGACCAACAUUGGCGAUUUGACCAGCAAUCACUGCCUGCGGAUUUGAUUAGCAGGGGAAUGGCUGUUGAAGAUCCAACUGCUCCUCAAGGCUUUAGGCUAACAAUCAAAGACUACCCUUAUGCCAAUGAUGGUCUCUUCAUCUGGGAUGCCCUCAAACAAUGGGUGACCGAGUAUGUCAACCACUAUUACCCAAAAGCAAAUAUGGUCGAGUCUGACCAAGAGCUUCAAGCAUGGUGGAAAGAAAUUCGAACGGUAGGCCAUGGAGACAAGAAGGACGAACCAUGGUGGCCUGUCCUCCAAACCCCACAGGACCUAAUUGAGAUCCUCAUGACUAUAAUUUGGGUGGCAUCAGGUCACCAUGCAGCAGUGAACUUUGGCCAAUAUACUUAUGCAGGCUACUUCCCCAGCAGGCCUUCUUUCACUAGAGCUAAAAUGCCCAGUGAAGAGCCCACUGAAGAAGAUUGGAGACUUUUCUUGAGAAAACCUGAAGCUGCACUACUUGAAUGCCUCCCUUCACAAAUUCAAGCUACUAGAGCCAUGGCUGUUUGGGAUGUGAUCUCACAUCAUUCACCGGAUGAGGAGUACUUGGGGGACAAAGUCGAGCCGUCAUGGGCUGAAAAUCCUGUUAUAAAGGCGGCAUUUGAAAGAUUUAAUGGAAAGCUGAAGGAGCUUGAAGGCAUUAUUGAUGAAAGAAAUGCAGACUGUAAUUUAAGGAACCGAAAUGGAGCCGGCAUUACUCCUUAUGAGCUUUUGAAGCCCUUCUCUGAGCCUGGGGUUACAGGGAAGGGUGUUCCAUAUAGCAUUAGCAUUUGAAGUUGCAAAGUUAAUAAAUUUGGGACAAAAAUAUAUUUGUGCAAAUUGCAAAUAAAAAUUGCGAGUGUAUCAAUUGCAAUAAUAUGAAUACUUAAUUUCACUGUGGAGCCGUAAAUAGUGGCUCGCUUUUGUUCUGAGGCAGAAUAUAGAGCAAUAGCUGCUACUGUUGUUAAAGUUA